Stylonychia lemnae is the source of this 588-nucleotide messenger RNA. Lineage: Eukaryota; Ciliophora; Spirotrichea; Sporadotrichida; Oxytrichidae. The record is from the annotation of a GenBank genome assembly.
AUGGACUCAAUUUUCGGAAUUUGCGGAAAGGACUGGGUUGUAGUAGCUUGCGACACUGCUGUUAACAGAUCAAUCUUUACUCUUAAGCAUGAUGAUGACAAGAUCCUUAGUCUCAAUACUAACAAGGUCCUUGCCUGCUCUGGAGAACAAACUGAUAGAUAUCAAUUUAGCAAUUACAUAUAAAAGAAUCUUGAGUUGUAGGCUUACUUGACUGGGCAUGAACUAUCCAUUGAAGCUUCAGCUUAAUACAUGAGAACUGAACUUGCCAAGGCAUUGAGAAAAGCUCCAUAUCAAGUAAACUGCUUGAUUGGUGGAUUCGACCAUCUUAAUGGAGAAGCUAAACUAUUUUGGAUGGACUACUUCGGAACACUUCAACAAGUUACCAAAGGCGCUCAUGGGUAUGCAGGAUACUUCGUGAACUCAGUGCUUGAUAACAAUUACCAAGUGAAUAUGACAUUAGAAGACGGUAUCAACACCCUGAAGAAGUGUAUCGUUGAGUUGAAGACCAGAUUUAUCAUGAAUCAACCAACUUUCAUAGGCAAAAUUGUGACUAAGGAGGGUAUCAGAGUUAUCAAUCUAACUGAAUGA